AUGGACUACCUCGAAAAUGCCCGGAGCUUUCAUGGCGAUCUGCGUGCCGCAAACAUCUUCCUCGCCGCCGACUUCACUGUGAAGGUCGGGAAUUUCGGUCUGAACAAAAUACUCAACGAUACUGACGCCCACAAGCAGAGUAGAAAGUACACCUUAAGGUGGGCCGCACCAGAGACAGUCAAGCCAGGCUACAUCGACUCAAUUAAGGCUGAUGUUUGGUCCUUCGCAGUCCUGGCAUUUGAAGUUUUUACAUUCGCCUCGGAGCCGUAUGCCGAUAUCAACGUGGAUGAAAUAAUCGCAAAAGUAUCCGCCGGUUACCGUCUGCCUAAUCCCUCAGACCUUGGCUUUGCGUGUGAGAAAGCUGCCUAUAAUCUCAUGCUUGACUGCUGGUCCGACGAACCCGAGGUCAGACCCACGUUUCGGGACGUGUGUUAUCUCCUCAAAGACAUUUUCAGCGAGGAUCAGGACAUAUACGCGUCCCUUGAUUGA
This is a messenger RNA of Dibothriocephalus latus, 489 nucleotides long. The record is from the annotation of a GenBank genome assembly. Lineage: Eukaryota; Metazoa; Platyhelminthes; Cestoda; Diphyllobothriidea; Diphyllobothriidae.